AUGGAGCGUCAGCCGCAGAGCAGCCACGAUGCCUAUGACGUCACGGAUGCAGCCAUUGCCCGCUUCUUCAAGCUGGGGGUCGAAGAGGAGCGGGAAGAAGCGAAAGAGGUGAAGCCCGCGGAGAUGUCGCCUCCCGGAGAGGGGGGAGAGGAGCAGAAGGCUCAGUCCGAACCAGAGCAGGGAGCAGCCGCGGAAGGGAAAGAGGCGGGAGACGAAGGAGAAGGAAAGGAAGGCUGCGAGGUCAGCGUCGGAGCCGCCGGCCCCGCGGACGGCGAAAGCCGCGAGGCCGAGGCCGAGGCGGGCGGCGGCGAAGGCGGAGAGCAGGGCGGCGAGGAGCAGCCCCCGCGGGCCGCCGUCGAGGGUCCCGAGACCGCAGACGGGCAGCGGCGGGGCCCCCGCGCCAGGUUCACGCAGGUGCAGGUGCAGGACCUGGAGAGCGUUUUCCAGCACACUCAGUACCCCACCGCGCUCAUGCGAAAGGAGCUUGCAAGACGCCUGGGAGUGACUGAAGCCAGUGUGUGGGCUUGGUUUAAGAGGAAAAGGGCCAAGUGGAGGAGACAUCAGAGGGCACUAAUGUUCAGUAACGUGCCCCUCAUGCUCCCUGUUGUCGUCAGAUUCUGUGAGCCCUGCCCUGCCGUCUCGCGUCAGGAGCUGAAUUCGUCAUGCGAUCUUCUGGAGCCACUGCUGAUGGACCUGUCCCUGCUGCCCAGAUCGCCCGUGCCACCCAGGCCACCUGUGCCACCCAUGCUGCCCGUGCCGCCCGUGCCACCCGUGCUGCCCGAGGAUCCCAUGCCACCCAUGCAGCCUGUGGUGCCCAGGCCGCCCGUGCCACCCAUGCCGCCCAUGCAGCUCAUGUGGCCCGUGCACCCCAUGCCACCAAUGCCGCCCGUGCCGCCCAUGCUUCCCGAGCCGCCCCUGUGGCACGUGCAACCCAUGCCACACAUGAUGCCCAGGCAGCCCUUUCCUCCAAUGCUGUUGCCUUCUCCACCCAGGCUUCUUCCACACUUGCUUCCCUGUAGGUGCCCUCAUGCGGCAUGGCCUGGUCCCUAACCAUCAGCGAUCCUACGGUAGCCCUAGUUUCCUCUUAAAUGGUGUCCAUGACAGUUUUUUUCAAAGGUCCUUUGAGCCAGUUUCAAAUUCUGCAUACCUCACCACCAAGAACAGUUCCCCAAAUGCCUGCAAAGUAUAUUAAAUAGAAGUAGAGGCCUUGACCCACUGUUUUAGGGCAUGUUUUGUAUUUUCAAUAAAGUUGUGAGUCCUCUGCA
Orcinus orca (killer whale) is the source of this 1265-nucleotide messenger RNA. RefSeq names its product homeobox protein ESX1-like. Lineage: Eukaryota; Metazoa; Chordata; Mammalia; Artiodactyla; Delphinidae. Bases 1 to 1050 code for a protein of 349 amino acids. The record is from RefSeq and is a predicted model, not a curated record. Gene Ontology annotation, molecular function: RNA polymerase II transcription regulatory region sequence-specific DNA binding; DNA-binding transcription factor activity, RNA polymerase II-specific. The transcript has 4 exons. Gene Ontology annotation, biological process: regulation of transcription by RNA polymerase II.